AUGCCGUUGGUAAAGAGGAACAUCGAGCCCCGGCACUUGUGCCGCGGGGCAUUGCCGGAUGGGGUGACCAGCGAGCUGGAGUGUGUGACCAACAGCACCCUGGCAGCCAUCAUCAAGCAGCUGGGCAGUCUGAUCUCACUGCAGGAUAUCAACAUGAGAAAGGCCUUUAAGAGCAGCACAAUCCAGGACCAGCAGGUGGUGUCUAGGACGUCUGUGCCCAACCCAGUGGUGGAGAUGUACCACCGCUGCGACAAGCCCCCCCCGCUCAACAUUCUCAGUCCCUACAGGGACGACAAGAAGGACGCUCUGAAGUUCUACACCGACCCAUCCUACUUCUUCAACCUGUGGAAGGAGAAGAUGCUGCAGGCCACCGAGGACAAACGCAAAGAGAAGAGGAGGCAGAAGGGCUGUCCGGCCCACCCUGACAGGCCCCACUCCAGACAGGCCCCACCCAGGAGCCCCCUGUCUAUCUCUGUAAGAAAACCCCGACCCCCCCUAACCGGCCCCCUCACUUUCCUCUCCCCCUCCCUCACACUCACCACCCGACACUUCACACAUCCACUUUUCGUAGAGCGCGUCGGAGCACAGGAGCAGCAGAAACAGGUAGAAGACCCAAGCAGGGAAGUGAAAAAGGUGCGUAAGGCCCGUAACAGGCGUCAGGAAUGGAACGUCCUGGCCUACGACAAAGAGUUCAGACCGGACGCCAAGCUCACCCCGUCUCCUUACCACGGCAUGUCUUCUGAGGGAUCCCUGUCCCCCGACAGCAGAUCAAUGGCAUCUGACUCCUACCCGGCAAGUCCCAACCAUCCCUCCAACCAGGCCCCUUGCGCCCCCCAUCCCGGCGACCACCACGCCAGGGAUCACCUCACUGCGGCAGCCCAGACCCAGUCGCUGGAUCGGGGCCUGAGGCCAGCCAACCAGCCGCCGGGGGUGGGCCCGGCCGCGGGGGCGGGGCGACACGUGGCCUCGCUAGGCAGGACCCCAUCGGGACACGGGGUACCGGCUGGAGGAGAUCUGACGGUUAACGGACCGAGGCAACAGUCUGUUAAAGACUACCGGGCUGCACACGGCCAGCCCUCCACCAUCCCCGAGUACUACAUCCCACCGGCCCCUCCUCCACCACCCCCAACUAUCCCCUCGGCUCAGACCGCCUUCGACUCGGCCACGGCCCCGCCCUCUGCCGCCGCCGCCUCCGGCCUCCCCCCCACCUCCUCCGCCCUGUCUCGCCCCUACUCCCCCUCCCCUCCUCCUCCCCCGGCCAACUACGUGCCCUCGCCCGCCCACCCGCCCUCGGGCGCUCCCCCGGCCGCCCCUCCGCCCCCGCCUCCCGGAGUGCCCGCCGGACACCUGGCCCACCCGUCCCCCUCGCACGGCGCCGGCGCUCAGGCGGUCGUGGACGCCGCGCCCUCCGCGAGGAAGUCCACCAUGCUGGGGAUGAUCCCCAUGAGCGACGCGCGCUCCGACCUGCUGGCCGCCAUCCGCAGAGGUAAGUGGGUAGCCAAACGGUAUUUGAGAGGCCUUCGGAAGAGACGCCCAACAGCUUCCCUAAAGGCCUCCAAGUAUCUCCACGGUCUCAAUCCUUCCUUCCUUUCAGGCAUCCAGCUGAGAAAGGUGCAGGAGCAGAGGGAACAGGAGGCCAAGCGGGAGCCCGUCGGCAACGACGUGGCGACCAUCCUGUCGCGCCGCAUCGCGGUGGAGUACAGCGAGUCCGACGACGACUCCGAGCUGGACGAGAACGAGUGGUCCGAUUAA
Messenger RNA from Menidia menidia (Atlantic silverside), 1752 nucleotides. The record is from the annotation of a GenBank genome assembly. NCBI's taxonomy places the organism in Eukaryota, Metazoa, Chordata, Actinopteri, Atheriniformes, Atherinopsidae.